Messenger RNA from Carassius auratus (goldfish), 2301 nucleotides. RefSeq names its product paired box protein Pax-7-like. The record is from RefSeq and is a predicted model, not a curated record. Bases 237 to 1283 code for a protein of 348 amino acids. NCBI's taxonomy places the organism in Eukaryota, Metazoa, Chordata, Actinopteri, Cypriniformes, Cyprinidae. The transcript has 5 exons. Gene Ontology annotation, biological process: regulation of transcription by RNA polymerase II. Gene Ontology annotation, molecular function: DNA-binding transcription factor activity, RNA polymerase II-specific; RNA polymerase II transcription regulatory region sequence-specific DNA binding.
CUAGAGCAAGGUGUCUGGUGUAGAUUACUCUAACCCUCACAGUUACGUCCCCCAGGCCUCUCUAGGGCUCAGUGGCAGGAUUAUGUGUCUGAAGACUUCUCACAUAUGAAUAAGACCCAAUAAAAUGGUAUCUAGGGCUCCAUUGACACGUCGAGAUAACGGAAGCAUUAAUAUCGCCGUGAUAGCUGGUCUCGACUUUCCCGAUCAUUUUUCUCUUGACAAAUUUGUGGUAUGUUAUGGUACUGCUGUUCAUAUCAAAAUUUAAAAAAAUAAAAUGCCAUUUUUGUAAGCCUCAGAGACUUGGUGCUGAUGUUCAAAGCCUCUCAAAGACUUAUUUCCAAACUGUGUAUGCAGGUAACCGUACGGACGAUGGUUCGGAUGUGGAGUCAGAGCCCGACCUGCCCCUGAAAAGGAAACAGAGACGCAGCCGCACCACCUUCACGGCGGAGCAGCUGGAGGAGCUCGAGAAGGCCUUCGAGAGGACACACUACCCCGACAUCUACACUAGAGAGGAGCUCGCACAAAGGACCAAACUGACCGAGGCUCGUGUACAGGUCUGGUUCAGCAACCGAAGAGCAAGGUGGCGCAAACAAGCGGGAGCAAAUCAGUUGGCAGCGUUCAACCACUUGUUGCCUGGAGGCUUUCCACCAACCGGCAUGCCAACCUUACCCACCUAUCAGCUUCCAGAGUCAGCGUAUCCCACCACCACUCUCUCGCAAGAUGGUAGCAGUACUUUGCACCGGCCGCAGCCUCUGCCGCCCUCCUCCAUGCACCAGGGCGGGCUCUCGGCUGACAGUAGCUCUGCCUACGGCCUCUCAUCCAACCGCCACACCUUCUCCAGCUAUUCAGAAACUUUUAUGAGCCCGUCAGCUUCAAGCAACCACAUGAAUCCGGUGAGCAACGGCCUUUCACCACAGGUGAUGAGUAUUUUGAGUAACCCCAGUGCCGUCUCGUCCCAGACUCAGCAUGAUUUCUCCAUCUCUCCUCUCCACGGCAGUCUGGAUGUGUCUAACCCCAUCUCAGCGAGCUGCAGCCAGCGUUCAGACCCCAUCAAAGGUGUGGACAGUCUGGCCUCCUCUCAGUCCUACUGUCCCCCCACAUACAGCGCCACCAGCUACAGCAUGGACCCCGUCACUGCUGGAUACCAGUACAGCCAGUACGGCCAGACUGCUGUGGACUAUCUGGCCAAGAACGUGAGUCUGUCGACUCAGAGAAGGAUGAAGCUGGGCGAUCAUUCGGCGGUCCUGGGACUUCUGCAGGUGGAGACGGGACAGGCUUACUGAGUUUGACCACUACGAACACCCCUUCACACGCUCUGAGAUGCACAACCAGCUGGAGCUCUUUGCUGCAUCUUCUCUGCUUUUCAAGAAACUCUUGCCAUUCCAUCUGACGUGACCUUCUCAUGAUUGUGGGCUCUCACGUGGACAAGAGGACCAUGAAAUAGAUACAGGCACAUCGUCAGAUGCCCCGUACUGCAAAAAUGCAUUCCGAGCCAUUUCCAAAAUGUCCUUUCACCCCACUGUGCAUAAUCUUGUAUGAAUCUCAGUGUAAUUAUAACGGAUUGUUUUCUAUCGAUAUUGUUAUUACCAUUGCCCUUACAGUUGUUGUAAUUCUGAUUAUCGUAACUAUUGUUUCGUUUCGUUGUUUCAAGAUCCACACGUAGCAUUUUUUUUACAAAUUCAAACCCGAGGUUUUUUACGUGAAACGCUAGCAGUGAGCUAAAAAAGGUGGAUCGAGUGUGUGUGUUGAAAGUGUGACUGCUGGUUUUUCACUUUCAAGCCGUAACGUUCCUGAGCGAUUUGACCUUCUCUGCCUUCAUAUUUCACUUGAUAUUCCAUGCAAACUUGGCCAGUCUGUGGAAAGUCUGGCUUUCUGCUGGGAAUUAGUGUUUUUAGAGGACCAGUGAUUUCUCCUUCACUCAGAUGCCUGUUUUAACUCAGCGAUCAUCUGGGGGAAAGAAAACGGCAUUGUUUGGAUAGAGGAUUUAGAAAGUAAUUUUCUAGAGAGAAGCAACACUUUGCCCUCAAACUAGAAGACAAAAAAAUUAAAGUUUCAAACAUUCAUAUUAUAUGUUAUUGAGUUAGGAAAUGCAAACAUUUUUACCAUUCCAUAUAGAUAAUACAAUUUACUUGUAUUAACUAAGUUAAAAAGUGCACGUGAAUUUUAGACCAAGUACAAAAGUGUUUAAAAGUUUGGGGUUAGUAUGAUUUUUUUUAUAUAUAUUUCUGAAAACGUAUUUUUAAUCAAAACUGCAAUAAAAAGCAGUUAAUAUUAUUAUAAUAAAAAAAACAUUUUUUUUAA